ACUAAAAUGCAGGAGCAACAUCAAGGUUUUGUAUCAAGCACAGGAUCGCCGAUCUAGCAAGGAAGCUAAGCUUCAGCCUUCAGUUCUACCACAACUGCUGCUGAUAUACAGAAGCUUAUACGUAUAUAUCUCCGUAUAAGGUAGAACCGUAGAAAUUAUCUACUCAUUUCCAGAAUAAAUUGGAGUUUGCGGUGGAGCGGGCGGUGUACAUGGGUCAGUACUGAAGUCUGAUGUCAUUGUUCUGGAUUGUUUUACGCCAAUUAGCAGAAACUGAAGCCAUGGCAAUGUCUAAGAAAGUAAUCACAAGAGAAGAGUGGGAGAAGAAGCUGAACAAUGUUAGGAUUAGAAAAGAGGACAUGAAUAAACUAGUGAUGAACUUCCUAGUCACUGAGGGUUAUGUGGAAGCAGCAGAGAAAUUCAGAAUGGAAUCUGGGACAGAACCUGACAUAGAUCUUGCAACCAUUACUGACCGGAUGGCUGUGAAAAAGGCAGUACAAUGUGGUAAUGUUGAGGAUGCUAUUGAAAAGGUCAAUGAUUUGAACCCUGAGAUACUGGAUACAAAUCCCCAGCUCUUUUUCCAUCUCCAAAAGCAAAGGUUGAUAGAACUGAUAAGGAAUGGGAAGGUGGAAGAAGCUUUAGAGUUUGCUCAGGAUGAACUUGCUCCAAGGGGAGAGGAAAAUCAAGGGUUUCUAGAGGAGUUGGAGAGGACGGUUGCAUUGCUGGCAUUUGAAGAUGUUGCAAACUGCCCUCUAGGAGAGCUUUUAGAUAUAUCACAGCGUCUGAAGACAGCAAGCGAGGUGAAUGCUGCAAUUCUCACUAGCCAAAGCCAUGAAAAAGAUCCCAAGCUUCCAAGCCUACUGAAGCUAUUGGUAUGGGCACAAAACCAGCUCGACGAGAAAGCUGCUUACCCUCGCAUAAACGAUGUUUCCACUGCCACACUCGAAGACCCAGCGGUUUGAAAGGCACAAAAACCAACUCUUUGGGAUUCAGGUUAGGCGAUGACCAGAUUGUGUGUUUGAACGCCAUGAACCUAGUGGUAAAUGUCGUUGUACUUUACGAAAACGUAGCUCCCCCUAGAGAGGUUUUACUGGUAUCAAACUUGAAUGCAGAGUACAGGGUGAAUGCCUCUUUUGAAAUUAUAUGGUUCUAUGACUUAUUUUAUGGCUUUAUAGAUAUAUUAAACAUAACUGAUAAUAAAGAAGAGAUAGUUACAUAACUU
Ipomoea triloba (trilobed morning glory) is the source of this 1219-nucleotide messenger RNA. Its product is annotated as protein GID8 homolog. Gene Ontology annotation, cellular component: cytoplasm; nucleus. The transcript is spliced from 6 exons. NCBI's taxonomy places the organism in Eukaryota, Viridiplantae, Streptophyta, Magnoliopsida, Solanales, Convolvulaceae. The record is from RefSeq and is a predicted model, not a curated record. Gene Ontology annotation, molecular function: protein binding. Gene Ontology annotation, biological process: proteasome-mediated ubiquitin-dependent protein catabolic process. Bases 231 to 959 code for a protein of 242 amino acids.